UCGCGCCCCGACUGCGGGCUCCGGACGGAGCUCUUUUUCAGUUGCACCGAAAACUGUCUCCGCCGCCGCGAUUGGCCGCGGGCACCGGAAGCGCUUGUGAAUCUGCAGCCCGGGGCAAGGAUUGCGCCGCGAGACGCGCGGAGGGGCCAGCUGCCCGCGUUUCGGUCAGGACUGGCGCCCAGAGGAGCCCGGACCGCGGCAGCGAUGGAGGGGGGCGCAGGAUCCCGGACGGCCAGCGCGCUGUUCGCAGGGUUCCGGGCCCUGGGGCUUUUCAGCAACGACGUUCCACACGUGGUGCGGUUCAACGCGCUGAAGCGCCGAUUCUACGUGACGACCUGCGUGGGCAAGAGCUUCCACACCUAUGAUGUUCAGAAACUUAGUCUGGUGGCAGUAAGUAACUCCCUUCCACAGGAUAUCUGCUGUAUGGCGGCUGAUGGGAGGCUAGUCUUCGCUGCUUAUGGGAAUGUUUUCUCUGCGUUUGCCCGUAAUAAAGAGGUAGUACACACUUUUAAAGGUCAUAAGGCAGAAAUCCAUCUUUUGCAACCCUUUGGGGAUCACGUUAUCUCUGUUGAUUCUGACAGCAUUCUUAUUAUUUGGCACAUAUAUUCAGAAGAAGAAUACCUGCAAUUGACUUUUGAUAAAUCAGUAUUUAAAAUUUCCACAAUUUUACAUCCGAGUACCUACUUGAAUAAAAUACUUCUCGGCAGUGAACAAGGAAGCCUACAGUUGUGGAAUGUAAAAUCCAAUAAACUUCUAUAUACGUUUCCAGGAUGGAAAGUUGGAGUGACAGCUCUCCAGCAGGCACCAGCUGUGGAUGUUGUUGCUGUUGGUCUUAUGUCGGGUCAGGUUAUCAUUCACAACAUUAAGUUUGAUGAAACAUUAAUGAAGUUUCGUCAAGACUGGGGACCUAUUACUUCUAUUUCAUUUCGCACAGAUGGUCAUCCAAUAAUGGCAGCUGGAAGCCCAUGUGGCCAUAUUGGACUCUGGGAUCUAGAAGACAAAAAAUUAAUCAAUCAAAUGAGAAAUGCACAUUCUACAGCAAUUGCCGGACUGACAUUUCUCCAUAGAGAGCCACUUCUUGUCACAAAUGGUGCUGACAAUGCUCUCAGGAUAUGGAUAUUUGAUGGUCCCACAGGUGAAGGCCGGCUUUUGAGAUUCAGAAUGGGACAUAGUGCUCCUCUUACCAAAAUCAGAUAUUAUGGACAAAACGGACAACAAAUUCUUAGUGCAAGUCAAGAUGGAACUCUUCAGUCAUUUUCCACAAUACAUGAAAAAUUUAACAAGAGCUUGGGACAUGGAUUAAUAAAUAAAAAGAGAGUCAAACGUAAAGGACUUCAGAAUACCAUGUCAGUGAGACUUCCACCCAUCACAAAGUUUGCAGCUGAGGAAGCUCGUGAAAGUGACUGGGAUGGCAUCAUUGCUUGCCAUCAAGGUAAGCUGUCUUGCUCAACCUGGAACUAUCAGAGAUCUACGAUAGGUGCUUACUUUCUGAAGCCAAAAGAGCUGAAGAAAGAUGACGUAACUGCAACAGCAGUGGAUAUAACUUCUUGUGGAAACUUUGCUGUAAUUGGUCUCUCAUCAGGAACUGUAGAUGUAUAUAACAUGCAGUCUGGUAUACAUCGAGGAAGUUUUGGCAAGGAUCAAGCUCAUAAAGGAUCUGUUAGAGGUGUUGCAGUGGAUGGAUUAAACCAGUUAACAGUUACAACUGGUAGUGAAGGAUUACUCAAGUUCUGGAACUUUAAAAGCAAAAUUUUAAUCCAGUCUAUGAGCCUCGAGUCAUCUCCAAAUAUCAUGCUGCUGCAUAGAGACAGUGGCAUUCUGGGACUCGCCUUGGAUGACUUCUCCAUUAGUGUUCUGGACAUAGAAACUAGGAAGGUUGUCAGAGAGUUUUCUGGACACCAAGGCCAAAUAAAUGACAUGGCUUUCAGUCCAGAUGGCCGUUGGUUAAUAAGUGCUUCAAUGGAUUGCUCUAUUAGAACUUGGGACCUUCCAUCUGGGUGCCUUAUAGACAGCUUCUUGUUGGACUCAGCUCCUCUCAAUGUUGCUAUGUCCCCUACCGGAGACUUUCUGGCCACUUCCCAUGUGGACCACCUGGGGAUUUAUCUAUGGUCUAAUGUUUCCCUGUACUCAGUUGUUUCAUUACGACCACUACCCACAGAUUAUGUUCCUUCAGUAGUGAUGCUUCCUGGUACUUGUCAAAUCCAAGAUGUAGAGUUCUCAGAAGAAACCAUAGAACCAAGUGAUGAAAUGAUAGAAUAUGAUUCCCCAGAACAGUUGAAUGAGCAGUUGGUGACUCUGUCACUCCUCCCUGAAUCACGGUGGAAAAACCUUCUUAAUCUUGAUGUUAUUAAGAAAAAGAAUAAACCAAAGGAACCACCAAAAGUACCCAAAUCAGCACCAUUUUUUAUUCCAACAGUUCCUGGCCUUGUACCCAGAUAUGCUGUACCUGAACAAAAUAAUGAUCCCCAACAGUCUAAAGUGGUAAAUCUUGGAAUUUUGGCUCAAAAGUCAGAUUUCUGCUUGAAACUUGAAGAAGGACUGGUAAAUAAUAAAUAUGAAGCUGCUCUUAACCUUCUAAAAGAAUUAGGCCCAUCAGGAAUUGAAACAGAGCUGCGAAGCUUGUCUCCUGAUUGUGGCGGGUCUGUAGAAGUUAUGCAGAGCUUCUUAAAAAUGAUCGGGAUGAUGUUGGACAGAAAGCGUGAUUUCGAGUUAGCCCAGGCCUACCUUGCCUUGUUUCUAAAGCUACACCUUAAAAUGCUUCCUUCAGAGCCAGUACUUCUAGAAGAACUGACAAAGUUGUCAUCACAGGUGGAAGAAAACUGGAUCCAUUUACAAUCACUCUUCAAUCAAAGCUUGUGUGUUUUAAAUUAUAUAAAAAGUGCUUUGUUAUAAAAGUAAAUUUAAGUGACUAAAUAAAUCAAAGACUUAUAUUGAAUGAGUUCAGUUUAACUCAUACCUUGUUUUCUAAGUUUCAAUGUUAAAAGAAAAUAAAUGCUAGCAUUUCUGACUAGUCGGUCAUUCUCCACCUUAAAUGCUAAAUACUUUCUAGAAAUAAAAUUAUACCUGCCUUUUGUUUUAAAGACUUAAAGGAGUCUGCUCAAAUGAUUUAUUUUCUGAGUCUCUUCACAUCGGUUGCUUGUAUAUGACUUUUUUAGAAUUGUCAUCACCAGCUCAUAUUUUUUGAAUAUCUGUAACAUAUAGAGAUGCUGGGUGUUUCAUAUGAAGUAUUGCUGAAUUAAAUUGAAAAUAAAACUGAUACAUAAUGCAGUUGUAAAAGUGCCUUCAUGAUAUGAAGUUAAAAGGUCUAUUUCCUUCCUUGGUGGCUGUGAUGAAAACAUGGAUCAUGGACUAGAGCUGGAAGGAGUGUCAGACAUGAGUGCAGCCCUGCUGUAAUGCACAAGAGGAAGCUGCUGAGGUCAGCUGGGGAUCUCAAUGACAGAUCCAGAUUUUCUAACACUGCUGUAGUGCUCUUUCCAUUGUAGCCUUUCUAAAGAAGCUUGUUCUUGUAUUAGGAAUGUGAGAGACACUUUUACAAGGCAAAUUGCUAUCAGAGACAGUUGAACAGAUACCUAGAAUAGGUCAAGGAAAUUCUCAAUUCCAUUGAAGAUAUCCUCCAAAGAUUUUUCUUCCCCACUGAUGACCUUUUGAUUUGGGAAGAAACUGCUGACUAUAGUUUUCUCAUAACUAUUGUGAAACCAGAUAGCUCUGGCAGUUUCUCAUCAUUUUCUUUUCAUGGUUCAAGACUAGAGCAAUAUGUGGAUUAAAAACAAGCAAGUUCUUAAAACCACAGUGCUCUGAAAACAGUUUUUAGUUUAUACACGUAAAAGUGUAGUUCAUGAAAUGCAGCUGGUUGUAUUUGAAAGCCAGGAUCAUUCUCAUUAGGAUAAAAGGUUUUACAGAAUGAUUUCCAGAAGGAACAGUCCUCACAAGGAGUUGAUCAGUGAUAACUUUAAAUACCAAAGAGUUUUUGUUUAAUGGUGUAAAGUAGGAUUAGUAAACUGCUAAAGAAAUAAGCCAAUCUAGUUUGUACUCUAAUUUUGUAUUUCCUUUAGAAGUGUCUAUAAACUUAAUAAAGCCACUGACUGAAAUGUUAGUAAUGACCUAAGUUCUAACUUUAAAAACUUUCUCUCUGCCCCAAAUACUGUAUUCUAAAGAGAGGGCAAAAUUCCAACAUACAGUCAUGUACCAUGUGAAGAUUAUAAAUAACGAAAACAAAAAAAAUAAGAGCUCUAAACUGAAACUGUAUUGCUUUUAUAAAUCUUGAAUUUUCUUCUUUUUCAAAUGAGAAUACAGGAGUUGUGUGUUUUGUUUUUAUGGGAGAGAUCUUUAGAUAGUAUUACAGCAUCAUUUUGGCAAGUAAUCUUCCAGAACCUUUGCUGUGUGUUUGCCAUCACAGAAGGGAGGGAGAAAGAAAUACAAAGGAUAAUUUUGUGUGUAUGUUUUUUCUUACAGUGUAUCACUCUGUGUGUCCUGUUUUUCCUUUAAAUUUUAAAUGUAGUAUGUGACAACAUUUUACGUGUUAAAACAUCAGAGACAAGUCUAUUUUUGACCAUCACCUUCAAUCCCAAUAUCCUCCCUAGAAGUAACAGUGGUUCACUUUCCAUCUGGACCUUUUUCUAUGAAUGUAUAUAGAUGUUAUCUAUGCCACAGGAAAUUAAAUGUAUAGUUUUGGUUUUUACAUAAAUUACAUAUAUCAUUCUGCAGCUUUUCUACUUGGUUUUCUAUUUUUCGGUAUUAUCAUAUCUAAUCUCUUUACUUUUUCAGUAUUCCACAAUCUGUUUAGCCUAUAAUAGACACUUAAGGUAGAGCCUUUUUUCUUUUUCCUAAUUACGAACAAUGCUGGAAGAACAUCGUUCUGUAUGACUCUUCAUGUACAUGUAAGGAUUUCUCUGUAGUAUAUGCUUAGGCUUUGAAUAGCUGGGCCAGAGUUAGCCAAUUUUAAAAGAGAUACUUCAGUUGGCUUCCAAGAUGGCUGUUAUCAAUUUACAGUUUCUUCUCAUAUCAUUUUUAAAUUUUUUAUUAAUCUAAUGGGUGGAAAAUUGUUUUUAUUGCUUUAAUUAAAAAGUCUCUACCACUAGUGAGGAUGGGCAUCUUUUCGUAUAUUUAUUUUAGACCAUUUUUGUAUUUCUCAUGUCAAUUACCUUUUCCUGACACUGCUCAUUUUUCUAUUGAACGAUUUGACUCAUGGAUUUGUUAGGAGUUUUUCGUAAAGUUUAGAUAUUAGUCUUCUACGUUCAUUACCAGUGUUCUCUCUCAGUUGGUCACCUGUCUUUAACUUAUAGUAUCUUUUUUUAUAGAUGUUUUAUAUUUAUAUAUAGUCAAAUUAAUAGUUUUUUAUGACUUCUUUUUCAGUGUAUUCUGUAUUUUCUUCUAAGAUAUGUCUCAUGUAUGCAUCCAGAUCUUCAUCUGGAAUUGAUUUUUAUGCAGAGCAUAAGGUACAGAACUGCUUUUAUUAAAAAAUCCAAAAACCACUUAUGGAAGGCCAUUCUUUUCUCACUGAUUUGAAAUGCUGUUAUAUACGUGCUAGAGUUUUUAGUUGAGAUGUUUGAUAUCCCUAAUAAAUAAUGCAUUGAUUUGA
Molecule: messenger RNA, 5578 nt
Organism: Equus quagga
Lineage: Eukaryota; Metazoa; Chordata; Mammalia; Perissodactyla; Equidae
Gene: WDR36
Product: WD repeat domain 36
Exons: 23
Biological process (GO): rRNA processing
Cellular component (GO): Pwp2p-containing subcomplex of 90S preribosome; small-subunit processome
Molecular function (GO): protein binding
Source: RefSeq, a predicted model, not a curated record